Messenger RNA from Dunckerocampus dactyliophorus (ringed pipefish), 3521 nucleotides. RefSeq lists its product as uncharacterized. Gene Ontology annotation, biological process: vesicle-mediated transport. Gene Ontology annotation, cellular component: trans-Golgi network; Golgi apparatus; vesicle. NCBI's taxonomy places the organism in Eukaryota, Metazoa, Chordata, Actinopteri, Syngnathiformes, Syngnathidae. Gene Ontology annotation, molecular function: GTPase activity; GTP binding. The transcript has 5 exons. The record is from RefSeq and is a predicted model, not a curated record. The coding region runs from base 185 to 844 and encodes 219 amino acids.
AGGAGGUGGAAGCCCAAGGGGGCGUGGCCGUGGCCAUGCACAUAAACCGCAGGCUAAAUAGAUAACUACAUUUCUGUUUUCUCUCUCCCUCUCUCUCUCCUUUUGACUUCUUAUUUAUGCACAACACUGUUGUCUAGUGUGCUGUACCAGUCCGUUCUUUUUAAGGUGGCAACUUCCAACGGAAAUGCAUAACAUUUUCCCAGAACAGCCAGAAUUCUCCUGCAAGGACAGAACACAGCACCAGCGCCUGCUCAAAGUGCUCGUCAUCGGUGACUUGGGAGUGGGCAAGACCUCAAUCAUCAAGCGCUACGUCCACCAGGUCUUCUCUCAGCAUUACCGGGCCACCAUUGGCGUGGACUUUGCUCUUAAAGUGCUCCAGUGGGACCACAAGACGGUGGUGCGGCUGCAGCUGUGGGACAUAGCCGGGCAGGAGAGAUAUGGCAACAUGACCCGUGUUUACUACAAAGAGGCCGUGGGCGCUCUUGUGGUCUUCGACAUGACUCGGCUCUCCACCUUCCAAGCCGUCCUCAAGUGGAAGGGAGACCUCGACUCCAAGGUUGCCUUGAGCAACGGGAAGCCAGUACCGACCGUCCUGUUGGCCAACAAGUGUGACCAGCGACGACUCGGUUUGUGCCCCAAACUUCCCAAACUGGAGAACUUCUCCCAGGAUUACGGUUUUGUGGACUGGUUUGAAACCUCGGCCAAGGGUCACGGGGGCAUGCUGGAGCCUAUCCUAGCUGGCUUCGGGCAACUGGCAGGGUACACCCUGGACCGGUCGCCAGCCAAUCGCAGGACAACAAUAGACAACCCUUCACACUCACAUUCAUACCUAUGGACAAUUUAGUGUUGCCAAUUAACCUAAGUUGCAUGUUUUUGGAAUGUGGGAGGAAACGGGAGUACCCGGAGAAAACCCACGCACACACGGGGAGAACAUGCAAACUCCACACAGAAAUGCCCAACGGAGAUUCAAACCGAGGUCUUCCCGAUCUCCAGGCUGUUACUGUGUUGGCCAACAAGUACAGAAAAACAAGGUGAGGGGUGUUUUUUUGGCACGUUACCAAUAAAAGGAGCUGGAUAAAGACAGCAUAAAAAGACAAAAGUUGUAGAUGAUAUUAGGGGCGUAUUUAGUCAUUUGAGGACCCAAGGCAAAUCCAGUCAUUAGGUCCCUCCACAUCCUUGUACUGCACUGACAAGUUUUUUUUUUCCAUUUUAAAUUGUUUUAUAUAUUUAUUAAUUAAUUUUAACAUUUUAAAAUAAUGUUUAUCAUCUAGAAAGUGAGAAUAUGAGAUUGAGAAAAUUCUAUUUCCAGAGCUAGAUAGUCAUUGAAAUCCUUCUGGGGGAUUAUGAUUACCCAACAAGUGAAUCAUCUCAACACGUACUGUAAUUGAUAAGAACAUUAAGCAACAUUUAGUAUAGUUUAGCGCUGUAAUUGCUACGCUUCACCUGAGCCGGGUUUUGGAGUCCAAAAAUGCGGAGGCGAAACAGUCUGUGUAACAAAAAUGUAUUACAACGAAAGGGGUGGAAAAAUACAAAAAUACAAAGUUCAACAGAAAUACUCCCGUACCUAGUCUCGGGGAAAAAUCCUAAGAAAUAAGGACACUGCAAGCACGGAACACAAGCAGGAAAAACUAGAACACAAAAAGCUGCACUGCUGAGAAAGCUGAGAAAAAAGGCUAACAGAAAUCGCUGCUGAACAAUCAAGGAGGAAAAUGGAGUAACUAAAGACACUCACCACUGCAGGAGAAUAAACCUGGCAGGGAAUACUGAGGUACAUGAGUAAACAAUCAAAGGACCAGAGUGCAGCAAAGCGAGAAACUAGUUGCUGGAAGGAGCAGGUAGCUGGCGAAGAGCUGGCAACAAUCUGGCACCGCUUGGAAGUCUGCUGACUGCAGCUUAAAACGGCAGCGGGUAAAUUGUCUGCAGGUGUGUCAAUAAACUCCUCCUGCAGACUCAGGGGUGUGCUGCAACAAAACAAAGCCAGAGGGCAGCAGAGCAGCACACAGAACACGACAGUAAUACAUCGUUGUGAUGAAAAGCUUCACUUCUAGAGCUACUGCAUUCUCCCUGGCUGACAUUGUCAGCAGUGCUGCUACCGUUGUGUUUGUUGCGUUUGUGAGAUAGGUUGACAUCAUCGGUAGUUUUGAUUAAAACUUUUUUCUUCUCAUCUUCUCCGCUCCACUGGAGUAACUCUGCUUCAUUUUUCUCCAAACCGCGCCAACAAGUAUGCAGUAACAUGAUAGUCCAUUCUAUGAGAAGAGAGGGGGGAGCGGUUGAAACAAUCAUAUUAUGCAUUUUGAUGUAGUUUUAAGCAUGUGAAUUAAGAUGAAAACACUAAUGUACUUUUAAUCAAAGAAAAACAAUCAAUAAUAACAUUUUUUAUGACAGUUUUGAAGGCCUCUGGAAAUCUCAGCGUCCUAGGCAAUUGCCUGUGUUUGCAUAAUGGCAAGUCCGCCCCUGGAUGAUAUAGAACAGUGGUCCCCAACCUUUUUUGACCCACGGACCGGCUGUAUAUCUACUGUAUGUGCCCUGUGACUGGCUCGUGACCAGGGUGUACCUCGCCAAAGUCAGCUGGCAUAGGCUCCAGCUCACCCACAACUCUAAUGUGGACAAGGUAUAGAAAACGAAUAAAUAUUUAUACACAUUUUUAAAAGUCUCAGGCUAGGGAUUGCAACCUAAAAUAAAGUGCAAAUGGAAAAGACAUUGAAGUACUGUCAAGAAUUCAAGGAGCACUGAGAGCAACUGCCGUGUUCCUGAUGAGCCGUGACUUGAGCUCAUGAAUCAGACUGAUCUUCAUCACCCUGCUGGAGUACUUGUUCCCCGCAUGCAUGAUCACAACAUUUUUGGCAAUGUGCUUUACUGGAUUUACGAGUCAAUGAGUGGGCUGCAGGGUGGCCUUGUGGUUAACAUGUUGUUGUUGUUCCUCUCACAUUCCAAAAAAAUGCAUGUUAGAUUAAUUGGCGACUCCAUAGGGAUGAAUGUGAGUGUGAAUGAUUAUUUGUCUAUAUGUGCCCUGCGAUUGGCUGGCGACCAGCAUACCCAUGCGUCCCUCGUGAGGACAAGCGGGAUAGAAAAUGAAUGAAUGAAUGCAUAUGAGUCAACACAGCUGUUAUUUUCUAAAUAGCUGGCAACACAAGGGAGUAGAAGGAUAAUUAGGUCUUGUCCGCUGCCAAGCGUCAAGGUCUGGGGCUGCACAAGUGCUGCUGGCAAUGAGGAGCUGUGGUUCAUUGAGGGGAAACAUGAAUUCCAUCAUGUACUGUGACAUUGUGAAGCAGAAAGUUAUUUUGAAUACACGUACCAGAGCACAACCCAUAGGGGACGCCACAAAUAUAAUUUACAGUCAGCCAUUGGGUGCUGUCCCUUUAUCCCUAGGACAACACUAAUAUCGAUGCAGCCAUGAUGUGUUUGGUGAAGAACAUCAUGGCCGCUGAGGAAGAGCGAGCAUCCAGGGGUGAGCUUGACGGCAGUGGCGUCCUGGUGCUUCCGCGGUUCGACUACCACGCCAAGGAGAGGGGACUGGUGGG